GCGGCUCCUUUUCCAUUUUUUCCUCAAUGGUUUUGUUUUCUCGCCUGUUGGUCGCUGCUGUGUGUUUCUGCAUGGGGGCUUUGGGCACCGGGAGGAUGCGCUUUUUGGAGGAACAAAUGCUCAAAGUUGUGUCUUCGGCCUGUCCGGGGUUGUUUUAGUGGAUACAUAGAUGUGUUUCGGGUUGGAAUGAACAAUGGUGCGGCUCCUUGGUGCUCUGGCCGGGGGCAUGCUCUGGUUUCGGCUACUGUUGCUGUGCGUCGUGGAGUUGGAGCUGGGAGCCGGGCUCUCUACUUUCCAGGGUUUCUAUCUUCCACCUGCGAACGGGUCGCUUCUCACACCUGCCCGGAGGACAGAUGGAGUCGUGCGGACCAUUGACCGGAUUUACCACGGAGGAGGCAAGGUGGGCUACCUGGUGUACCUGGAUGGGAGCCGGUUUCAGCUGGACAUGGAGCGGGACGAGUUGGUACUGUCGCAUCACUUCAGCCCCCAGUAUGUGCUCCCUAUGAUGGGGGACAGCCCUGCGCCUUUGCAGCUCGAGUGCGUGUACCGCGGGACUGUGGACUCCAACCCGGAGUCCCUGGCUGUCUUCAACCUCUGCGGUGGGGGUCUUGAGGGCUUCUUCGCCGUGAAUCACGCGCGCUACUCCAUCACGCCUAUCAUCAGGGCGAAGGGACACGAGCAUGACGUGCGCGCCCUGCAGGACAAGGACGCGGAGAGCGCGCUCCACGUAUUCACGCGCCAGAGUUUCAGCUUCGAGGCCAUGCGCGAAGGACGCGAGAGCUGCGGGACGCGCGACGGGCGCAGAGGACGCAGAAAUGCGGCGGGGAAACGCCGGCACAGAGGUCGGUGGAAAGGGAGACGGGACAGAGAGGGGCUCACGGCGGAAAACACUGAUGACCAUGGGGCGCACGGGCGGAGAUGGUGGAGCCGGCUCGCCAAAGCGGCCGCUCCGGAGCCCGGCGCGCGGCGCAAAAGGUCAGUCUCUCGCGCCAGGCACGUGGAGCUGCUCCUGGUGGCCGACGACACCAUGACAAAGAAAUACGGCAAGGACUUGAACCACUACCUGCUCACACUGGCCUCCAUCGCCUCUAAGCUGUACGGGCACGCCAGCAUCGAGAACCCCAUCCGGCUGUCGGUGGUGAAGGUGACCACGGUCGGUGAGAAGGAGAAGGGGCUGGAGGUGUCCAAGAACGCGGCGGCCACACUGAAGAGCUUCUGCAAGUGGCAGAACCAGCAAAACCCGCUGGACGACGACCACCAGCACCACCACGACGCCGCCAUCCUCUUCACCAGGCAGGACCUCUGUGGCCACCACUCCUGUGACACCCUGGGCAUGGCGGACGUGGGCACCAUCUGCUCUCCGGAGAGAAGCUGCGCUGUCAUCGAGGACGACGGGCUUCACGCAGCGUUUACUGUCGCUCACGAGAUAGGUCACCUGCUCGGUUUGUCCCACGACGACUCCAAGUUCUGCGAGGAGCGUUUCGGAGUGAACAGCGACAAGCGGCUCAUGUCCUCCAUCCUCACCUCCAUCGACGCCUCCAAACCUUGGAGCCGCUGCACCUCGGCGACCAUCACUGACUUCUUUGACGAUGGCAACGCCGAGUGUCUCCUCGAUUCUCCUCGUCAGCCCCUUCUUGGCCCCGAGGAGCUCCCAGGGCAGAGCUACGAUGCCGUCCGCCAGUGUCGCCUGGCCUUCGGCCCCGAGUACACGGUCUGCCCGGGCAUGGACGUAUGCUCCCGGCUGUGGUGCGCCGUGAUUCGCCAGGGACAGAUGGUGUGUCUGACCAAGAAGCUGCCGGCCGUGGAGGGAACGCCCUGCGGGAAGGGACGCAUCUGUCUGCAGGGAAAGUGUGUGGACAAGACCCGCAAGAGACAUUACUCGGCGUCCAACCAUGGCAGCUGGAGCUCCUGGGGUUCUUGGGGUGCGUGCUCCAGAACGUGCGGCGGCGGGGUGCAGUUCGCCCAGCGUCUGUGCAACAACCCGCCGCCGCGGAACAACGGGCGCUACUGCACCGGGAAGAGAGCCAUCUAUCGGUCCUGUAACGUCAUACCGUGUCCAGCAUCAAAUAAGAGUUUCCGUCAGGAGCAGUGUGAGGUGCGUAACGGUCCCCAGACAGAUCCUAAAGGUGUGAAGACCUUUGUUGAGUGGGUUCCUAAAUACGCUGGAGUUCUCCCGAAAGAUGUGUGCAAGCUGACCUGCAGAGCAAAAGGAACAGGAUACUAUGUGGUGUUCUCUCAGAGGGUGGUGGACGGGACAGAGUGUCGUCCCUACAGCAGCUCGGUGUGUGUGAAGGGGAAAUGUGUGCGGACGGGCUGCGACGGCAUCAUCGGCUCCAAGCUGCAGUUUGACAAGUGUGGCAUAUGUGGAGGCGACAGCACAGGAUGUAUACGGGUGGUCGGCAACUUCACCAAGAAGAGUAAGGGCUACACUGACGUAGUAAAGAUCCCUGUGGGCUCCACCCACAUAAAGGUUCGUCAACACAAGGCCAAGGACCAGACCCGCUACACUGCCUACCUGGCCCUCCGACGGCCCAAUGGAGAGUACCUCCUAAACGGCAAGUUCAUGAUCUCCACCUCCGAGACAGUCAUCCCGCUCAAUGGUUCUGUGCUCAACUACAGUGGCUGGAGUCAAAGGGAUGAGUGGCUUCACAGCAUGGGGCCCGGGGCCCUCCAAGAAGCCUUGGUGGUCCAGAUUCUAGCCACAGACGUCAAAAAGCCCCUGGACGUUCGUUACAGCUUCUUCAUGCCUCGCCGGACGCCCCCGCAGCAGCCGUCAGCUCCGCUCAUCCCCAACAAGUCGACCCCAUUGCAGAGCACUACAACCGUCGCAACCACGACAAGAACCACCACCACCACAAGUAGCACCACUACAUCGUCCUCUGAUUCCCCUGUCCUGGUCCCAGGGCCGCCUACAGCUCCAGCUCCCUCAGCCACAGCCCCAGGGCCCCAGUGGGUAACAGGUUCCUGGAUGACCUGCUCCAGGACAUGUGACACUGGCUGGCAGAGCCGGACAGUGCAGUGUAAGGACCAGGACGGGAAACUGUCCAAAGGAUGCAUGCUGGGCGCCCGCCCCUCCGCCUUCAAACACUGUCUGGUGAGGAAAUGUUGAGGAGGCAGGAGAGGAAACAUGAUUUGUGAGACAAGAGACAAUUAGUAGGAGGAAGUUGUUAUCCGUCUGUUAUCUUCUGAUAAAGAUCUCAAGUGCUGGAUGUAGGACCAAUGAAUGGACCAGUGACUUUAAGACAGAACCUUAAACAGGACUGUGAAUGUUGGCUGAAAGCGCCUGGACCAGUCGUACAGAGACUCAGAGACAUAUUGGCGUGGACGCACAUGACUAUAAGCCAGAGGAAUGUCCUGGAAUCAUAGCAGCUGCAGAGAGGACAGUUUCCGUACGAUAGUGACAAGUAUUGUCUCUGGCACAGCUAAGGACUUGAGUUGCAUGUCAUUUCCACAGAGACAACAACUGAUUGUCUUUACGUCGGUCUCCAAACCCUGGAGGCUCAGUGUGUGUUGCCCUGUAAUGGCAUGCAUGUUGUGUCUUUUUUAUGCUAUUGUGUGUGUUCUAAUCACUGUGGGUGUUUCAAAGUCAUACCCCCCCCCCCUUUGUCUUUUGUCACGAGUGCGUCCGAGACGAGAGCCCUCGUCGUUCACCCCGCCGUCACCUGUUCCACAGCUGCUAUGCUCCGUGUUUGGGUCGUGAGCUGCCGUGUUGUGUAACGUGAACAUCUCAGUGACUGAGCUGGAUUCACCUGUACAGCAAAGAAACAGCGGCGCAGUGCGAUGGGACGGGAAGGGAGAGUACGGCAGCCUUCAGGGGACAAAUCUUAUAGCAGUUAAUUCGACAAAGGGGCGAAAUAACCAUGACUCUCCGUAACGUUUGUGGAGGGAAGUGAUGAAUCAGAUUUGGGGCGAUGCUUGAUUUUUAUGUGUGUGUGUGUGUGUUGGUGUGUGUUUGUGUAUGUUAUGUGUCAGCACACUCAUGCAGCCAGGCCUGUGUUUAAAGCACAUACAGUCUGUACCGUGAACACGUUCUGUUCUCUACUGUGUCUUGAAGCUUCUUCACUCUCGGUUCCACUUGUAUCAGACCCUGUGUUGGUGCUGGGAGGUUUACAGUCCUCAUGUAUUUGUUUGUUUGUUUGUUUUGUGGCAGUCAAUAUCUGUUUGUUUGUCUGUCUGUUUAUUUGUUUUAGGAAACAAUGCUAAUAUGACAAUGUGUGCCCUGGAUACUCGCAACGACAGCAAGAGAGAUACUAAUGCAGUCAUUCCUGUCCUUUUGCAAUUCAACUCGUUCUCCACUUGUCUUUUCUUUCCGUCAUUCAUCUGUCUCUCUCACACGUCCUGUAUUUGCAAAUGAUGAUUUGAACCUGUCUCCAGUCCUGAUGGGUGCAGUUUGCCUAAAUACAACAAUUCGGAUUGAUCCAUCCAUCGACCGGGACGAUCCAUCCAUCGGUUGAGGAUGUUUAAGGCUCGCGUCACCCAAAAACUCAUUUUCUCACGGAUCUUUAUUGGAGUAAUAAAGAAUACAGCCAUGCAUAUAGCUUUGGUUUUAUCACCCGAGGUCUGAGACGUCCGUGUGCCACCUCCACCCUGACAGGCGUGUAAAAAGUAUAACACUUGGAUCAUUUCCUUGGCUCUCUGACGGUAAUUAAGGCCCCGGUAUUACAAGGUAAUGUUGAUUCCAAACCGAAUGGACUUAAAAACUCCUUCCUGUAAUUGUGUUAAACUUUCUGGCAACCUUCAUAUUUUCCUGUGUGGCAAACCUCACCCAUCUGGCACCUGUGCAGGAGAAAACAAACCGUGAGAAACAUUCUCAGAUACUACGAGACCCAGGUCAACAAACCACUCACAGAACGCUCCCUCCUCUCGCCUCACACGUUCACAUUUAUUUACACGAUGUAGACACUUUUGUACAUGAAUAGAUCUUUCAUAUAUGUGUUAGUAUUCAACCAUAUUUACACAGAAAUUUACACGUACAGACACACACCAUUGAUGCAAUCCAUCAGUUACACUGUUUUUGAGUAUUUCAGACACACACACACAUACACACACACAUAUACACACAACUUACUCUGACUCUUCCAGUGGGGAAACCCCAUCUCGCUGAACGACAGAAACACAGCACUGAACUUGUAAUUUAUUGUUUGUACAACUGGUAUGUGUGAAUAAAAAAAACAAUGAGAUGAGUUUUAUUUAUUAUACUAAUUUUGUAUCAAAUUACUAUUUAACUUAGGAAUAUGACUGUGCAGAUUCAUUCCUUUGUAAGAAUAUAGUGUUUCUUUUCUAGUCAUCCACAUGAA
Molecule: messenger RNA, 5297 nt
Organism: Toxotes jaculatrix (banded archerfish)
Lineage: Eukaryota; Metazoa; Chordata; Actinopteri; Toxotidae
Gene: adamts5
Product: A disintegrin and metalloproteinase with thrombospondin motifs 5
Exons: 8
Coding region: 194-3109 (971 amino acids)
Biological process (GO): proteolysis; extracellular matrix organization
Molecular function (GO): zinc ion binding; metalloendopeptidase activity
Source: RefSeq, a predicted model, not a curated record